AUGAUGAUGCAAAACUACUUAGACGAAAUUAAGGAUAAAUUAUACGGUGAAUCUGUUGUUGGAAAGAUUUGGGGAGUUGCAUUACCCGCUUUAAAGCAAAAGGAGCCUCCAACUGAAUUUCCUGACUUGACCAAAGAAGAUAGAUAUAUCACUAGAGAUGUUGAAUUUUGGACUUCUGGCUUUUUUGCCGGAAACCUUUAUACUUUAUUGGAAAGAAGUGAGAAAUAUCCAAAGUAUUACCCUUCCGACAAACUCAAUCCUCUUAAAUUAGAAUUCGCUUCUAAAUGGUGGUCUGAGCCAUUGGUGGCUAAAAAGACUAAAACUGAUAAUCACGAUUUAGGUUUCAUGAUCGAGCCUACUUUUAAGAAGGAAUUAGAUCGCAGUGGUAGCGAAAAAGCAAAGGAUGUAAUCAUAACUGCGGCACGUUCACUUGCUACUAGGUAUGACGCAAAAGUUGGCUGUAUUAGAAGUUGGGAUGAUUUUCAUGGCAUUAUACCAUGUUCAUAUGAGAAGGAUCUCAUUGUUAUCAUCGAUAACAUGUGUAACUUAAACUUAUUAUACAUGGGUGCCAUCUUGAGUGGUGAUUUAAGCCUAUCUACAAUUGCAACUACACAUGCAGAGACUACUCUAAAGAAUCAUUUUAGAGAAGAUAUGUCGUCUUACCAUGCCCUUGUAUAUGACAGAGAAACAGGAAAGGUUAAAGAAAAAUUAACUGUGCAAGGAUAUGCCGAUGAAUCGUCUUGGGCUAGAGGUCAAGCAUGGGCUAUUUUAGGCUAUUCCGAAACUUACUACUACACCAAAGAUGAAAAGUUUUUAGACGCUGCUAAGACAAUUUCCAAAUAUUACAUGUCUCAAUUGACUGAAGAUGGAGUUCCACCUUGGGAUUUCCAUGCUCCCGAUAAGGAAAUAAAGGAUGUCGCUUCUGCUAUGGCUGCAGGACUUGGGAUGCUUAAGAUUUAUGAGUAUACUAAGGAGAAAUGGUUCUUAAAUAGUACCUUAAAGCUUGUGUUUGACUGUACUAAGAUCGCCUAUAAUGAUGAAGCUAAAUGGAGCGAUGAUGGUUCGGUUGAUAUUGGUAAAACUGACACCAUCUUAAACAAGUCAACAUUUUUCAACAAGCCUAGCGCGCCUGCAGAAUUUAGAGCAGCAAAUCAUGGUUAUGUUUAUGCUGAUUAUUAUUUUUUAAUGAUUGGUAACAAAUUGUUAGAAUUAGGUCUCUAUGAUAAAUAA
Debaryomyces hansenii CBS767 is the source of this 1230-nucleotide messenger RNA. RefSeq names its product DEHA2D00484p. The transcript has a single exon. The record is from RefSeq and is a predicted model, not a curated record. Lineage: Eukaryota; Fungi; Ascomycota; Pichiomycetes; Serinales; Debaryomycetaceae. Gene Ontology annotation, molecular function: chondroitin hydrolase activity. Gene Ontology annotation, biological process: polysaccharide catabolic process. The coding region runs from base 1 to 1230 and encodes 409 amino acids.